AGUAUGUCAUUUUUUGGUAUUAUUCAACCACGGCAAAAAGUUGUUAACAAUAUUCCAGCUUGUAAUAGUUUUACAAGCUUAUUAUAUAUAUAAAUUUUCGAUAGAAUACGAAUAAUAGUUAGUUAAUUUAUACUUAUGGUAAGUUUUUAAAGUUUUCUAGAGACUCCUUAUGUAAUAGUUUGCUUUCGGCUGAGCGAUAUUGUGCCUCCUUAUGAAAAUUGAACCCCGCCUUCCUGAGUAAUUGAAUUUAGUAUAAAGAUGCUUUAACUUAAAUUUCCGGCUAUAGUAGUUGUCAACUACUCUCCAAUAUUUAUUCGUGUUUACUGCGAGAUGCACUCCCAACUUUUUUUAGCAUUCGCAAGACUUAAUUUCUCUUUGAUAGUUUGGGAGUUUGUGGACUGAAGACUUUGAGGGCGUUUGUUAAAAUAUCCAUGAGCAGCGAACCUAACACUAAAAUGCCAAGGUUUUAAGUUAAUAAUAUAAUAACCACGUUUAAAAAGUAUUAGUUCAGGUCGAAUAUACUCGUAUGGUUAAUUAAGUUUAUUAUGGCAUUAAAAUCCCCAAGAUAAAAUUCCCUAGAUAUUUAGACAAAACGAAACCCGCUGUGUAUACAACAGGUGUGCACAUGAACACCUCUUUUUUUUAAAAACACAUGCCGCUAGUCAUUUAGUACACGUGGCUUGAGUCUUACAAAAGAAACGUUUCAAGUUGCAGACCAGCAUGGAAUAUUAUAGUCGUUUUGCACUCUAUUUUCUCUUCGCGUCAUGUACGAUAGCAACGGCCAUAAAACAAGAUCCAAAAGGCUAUAUAUUAUACUGUCCGUGCAUGGGCCGUUUCGGAAAUCAAAUGGAUCAUUUCCUAGGUAGUUUUGGCUUCGCUAAAAAUCUUGAUAGAACCCUAGUCGUUCCUCCGUGGAUUGAAUAUAGAUCUGGAACAUCAAACACGAAACACGUGCCAUUUACGAAAUAUUUCAAACUUGAAGCGUUACAAUCAUACCACCGUAUUAUUGAUAUGGAAACGUUUAUGAAAGAAUUGGCCCCAAAACUUUGGCCUGAGAAAGAGCGAUCAGUACUUUGUUAUAUGGCGAGAAAUGGACCCGAAAAAGACUCUUGUAAUGCUAAAGACGGAAGUCCAUUUGGUCCUUUCUGGGACAAUUUCAACAUCAAUUUUGUUAAAUCUGAAUUUUAUGGACCAGAUCUUUACUUUGCUAGCGAAAAUAAUUACGAUAAGAAAAAAUGGUUAGAAAGAUUUUCAUAUAAGAAAUAUCCAGUAAUGGCAUUUACCGGGGCACCAGCUCAAUUUCCUGUCGUUAAACAUUAUAUACCCAUUCAAAAAUACGUGGAAUUUUCUGAUGAGAUAAGUAAGCUGGCGAAAGAAUUCAUAAAUAAAUACUUGGAAAAGCCUUAUAUCGGCGUUCAUCUGAGGAAUGAUAUUGACUUUAAAAAUGCCUGCGAGCACGUUGAAGAAGGUGGAAGUAACUUUUUCAGUUCUGCACAAUGUUUGGGCUAUGAUCAACAGCAUGGUAAAAUAUCAAAGGAACUAUGCUUUCCGAGCAAAAAAACAAUUUUGAAACAAGUCGAAGAAGCCGUUAAGAAGACCAAAGCGAAAUCUUUGUUCGUGGCAGCUGAUAAAGAUCACAUGAUUAACGAAUUUAGAAAACAUUUAAAACAAUAUAAAGUAAACGUUGUUAAAUAUACAUCAAACUAUCCUCAAGUUGAUCUCGCCAUUUUGAGCUCAUCCGAUCUCUAUAUUGCUAAUUGCGUAUCAUCAUUUUCCGCCUUUACCGUCCGCCAUAGAAGCGUAAGAAAUUUACCAACACAGUUCUGGGCUUUUUCUAAAUCACCAUCUCAUGACGAGUUAUGA
Molecule: messenger RNA, 1863 nt
Organism: Dimorphilus gyrociliatus
Lineage: Eukaryota; Metazoa; Annelida; Polychaeta; Dinophilidae
Source: the annotation of a GenBank genome assembly